CAGCAUGGCUGACCAACAGACUGAAGAGCAGAUUGAGAAGAGCUUCAAAGAAGCUUUCUCACUAUUUGACAAGGAUGGGGAUGGGACAAUAACAACAAAGGAGCUGGGGACAGUGAUGAGGUCCCUGGGGCAGAACCCCGCAGAAGCAGAGCUGCAGGACAUGAUCAAUGAAGUAGAUGCAGAUGGUAACGGCACAAUCGACUUCCUGGAAUUGCUGACAAUGAUGGCAAGAAAAAGGAAAGACACAGACAGUGAAGAAGAAAUUCGAGAAGGAUUCUGUGUGUCUGAUAAGGGUGGCAAUGGCUGUAUUAGUACAGCAGAGCUUCGCCACGUGAUGACAAACCUCGGAGAGAAGUUAACAGAUGAAGGGGUUGAUGAAAUGAUCAGGGAAGCAGAUGCUGAUGGGGAUGCUCAGGUAAACUACGAAGAGUUUGUACAAAUGAUGACAGCAAAGUCAAGACACUAUACAGAAUGUGUUAAAUUUCAUGUACAAAAUUGUAUAUUUGCAUUUUCUUUGCUUGCAACUUAUCUGUAA
Messenger RNA from Apodemus sylvaticus (European woodmouse), 535 nucleotides. Its product is annotated as calmodulin-beta-like. Gene Ontology annotation, molecular function: calcium ion binding. The record is from RefSeq and is a predicted model, not a curated record. The transcript has a single exon. Lineage: Eukaryota; Metazoa; Chordata; Mammalia; Rodentia; Muridae. The coding region runs from base 5 to 535 and encodes 176 amino acids.